AUGGGACAAAAGACGAACCUGAACUUGGUGGAUGAAUGCGACAACUUUCCAUACUACUCCGACAAUCCAGAAGCAUUUGAGAAACGACUGCAGGGAUAUUACCAUUUUCUACUGGAGGGAUGCGAGGAAUGUCUAGGCUACGUGACUUCUAGCGUCGCAGUUCAACUGCCCAUCACCCAACAUUGGCACCGCGAUGACAGCAAAAAACGGCUGAUAUUUCAGCCUCGGGAUGGUAGCGGUGCGCCGGUCCAACAGUUGGAGAAGCGAAACAAGAUCCUUGCAGAGUACCUCCAGGACGUCAGGGAAAAGAAAAUCUUUCGAGUCCUGGAUGGUUGGCGUGCCGAACUCUAUCCAAUAUAUGGUCCGAACAAGGAACUGUUGUUGAGCAUGGAACGAUCCGCCACACCUCUGUUUGGAGUGGUCACUUAUGGUGUCCAUAUGACUGGCUAUGUGAUGACUGACGAGGGUAUGAAGAUAUGGGCGCCUCGACGUGCCCUGACCAAGCAAACGUACCCAGGCAUGAUGGACAACACCGUCGCCGGCGGAAUGAGUGCCGGAGAAAAGCCCUUCGAGUGUCUGGUGAGAGAGUGCGAGGAGGAAGCUUCACUGCCCGCGCAGCUUGUUCGUUCCGCCGCCCAGGCUUGCGGCACACUGACAUACUUUCAUGUCCGCGACGCCAGAGCCGGGGGCGAGGUAGGACUCUGUCAACCCGAGGUACAAUAUAUCUAUGACCUCCAGAUGCCGCAGGACGUGAUACCCCAGCCUGGGGACGACGAAGCAAUUGAUUUCCAGCUUUUGACGGUACAAGGAAUCCAGCAAGCCAUGGCUGACGGGAGGUUCAAGCCAAAUUGCGCCCAUCUCCUCCUAGAAUUCUUCGUCCGGCAUGGCAUUCUGACCGCGGACAACGAGCCUGAUUAUAUCGAAAUUGUGUCUCGACUGCACAGGAAGUUGGAGUUCCCGACUGCUUGA
Capronia coronata CBS 617.96 is the source of this 969-nucleotide messenger RNA. RefSeq lists its product as uncharacterized. The transcript is spliced from 2 exons. NCBI's taxonomy places the organism in Eukaryota, Fungi, Ascomycota, Eurotiomycetes, Chaetothyriales, Herpotrichiellaceae. The record is from RefSeq and is a predicted model, not a curated record. Bases 1 to 969 code for a protein of 322 amino acids. Gene Ontology annotation, molecular function: 8-oxo-dGDP phosphatase activity.